GUCUCCUCUUCUCUGUCAUAUGGUUGCAGCUGGGUUCAUAGCAAGUCCCGCAUAGUGAACUAGGUCACACGCAAGAGACCUGCUCAACAACAAACACUGCUGUAAAGGUGUUUCAGUUGUCACAAACAUGGAUGGGGCUUCUUGGGAGAAGUCUUGGAACCAGCUUCAGUUCAUGGGUGGCUCCAACAACGUAUCCUCAACUAGAACCAUCCGGCUACGGGACAUUUAUGAUCCCAAACCUCAACCUCCCAAAGCCCCCGUCCGGAUCCGCCCUCCAAGUCCAAGACCUCCACCCGUGAAGGAGCCCAGUUCAAGGCAAAGUUUUUCCAGCGAUCCCUCAAUCAAGACCAUCAUAAGGAGACGGGCUCAGUCUCUUCCAUCGUCUGCAGAGCGCAAGAAGGAACUUAGGAGUGUACAGGUACGCUUUGUGGACUCACUGGGUCUUCAGUUAGAGGAAGUUAAGGUUUUCAAAGUUCAAGAGUGUCCCAUUAUACCCCAACAUGUUAUAUUCAGGCUGCUGAUGAGCUCUGAAUUGGCUUUUGGGAAGUCCCUGGAGCUGUCACUGCCUUACUUCAAACCCUGUUUUCCUGAAAAUAUGGGUGCUCAGCCGGACUUCCUGACACGGCUGCACACACAGCGCGUGUGUCUUGAGCAGAUCCUAUGUUCAGAGCAGGGGAUAACAGGCACCAUACAAGUAUUUAAUGUAGCCUAUGAGAAAGAAGUCACAGUACACUACUCUUUCACCAACUGGAGAACACACACAAAUACAGCAGCAUCCUGGCUAUCGAGUGUAUACCGUGAGGGGUGUGACUCUCCAGUGCUGGACGUCUUCAGGUUUCGUCUUCCUGUCCCACCGUUCGCUUUGCAGCCAGGGGCUAGCUUGGAAUUUGCAAUCUGCUACCACGUAAAAGGAUCUGAUUACUGGGACAACAACAACGGCAAUAAUUACAAACUUUCAUGCCACAGCUACAAGGUGAGCGUGCCAAGGGAGUGUGAAGAUAGCAUGCUACAUUUCACCUGAGCAACCACAUGGACGCGUGGAGAGGAUGACACUCUAAAUCCUUUGCAGCCAAGCUUUACCUGUUAUAUUGCAUUGUGUGGUGGACUGGAUCUAAGUAAGCACAAUUUCUAGGACUUUGCACUCAACCAGCUACUUUUAAAUAUUGCUAACAUGCAAAUUCUUCAGUUUAUACCAUCUACAAAAGAGCUAACAUUAAAACCACCUGCCUCCAGUUAUAUAAUUGUGCUGGGCAGUAUCCAGGCAGAACACUGCAUCUUAAUAAGACAAUGUUGUUUUUCACUUUAUCUGUAAUUCGUUUUAAUGCUUUGUAUGUUCAGUUACCGUUCAGAAUGUCCAUAUUUUUCACAACAUUUCAGCUCCAUGUAUCAUUUUGGAUGCUAAAAUUUUGCUUUCACAGUAAGUCAAACAGCAUGUCCUCCACCUCUGAUGCACAAGUAACAUUUUCUUGUGUGAACCAGUCAUUUAGUAAUUUUGUGCCAAAUGUACUAGAAAGUGGUGUCUCAAAGGGCUGCUGUGAAAUCUGAAAGAAGGUGCUGUGGGAUUUUUAGAGCUGCUGACUAGCUGCUGCUAGUCCUUGAUAAAGUUUUGAGCUAUUGGGCUAUUAAGAGGUACUCAUUGUGAAUUCCUGUUUUUAAAAAUAGUUAAAAUCAGAUCGACAGAACACAAGGAAACAGCAGCUAUGACACCAACUGAAGCUGAACUAGUGCCAUGCUCAACUUUAGUGUAGUUUGUAGCUGAAGUGAAAGAUGGCACAGUAUGCAAACAGGCAAAGAUUUUAAAACAGAUUAUUUUUCUAUGCUGGUCUGGGAAAAGAUCUCUUGAGGAAACUCGGUAGGUUUUGAGAGAGAUAUUAAAUCUUUGAGACGACACACCUGCUGGUAAAAUGCUCCCCAACGUCUACAGCUCUUCAGAGGUUUACAAAUGAAACCUUAAAAACAGACAGUGGAAUAAGAUGAACAUGAAUAUAACGAUGCCAUUCAAUUUAUCUGAUCAGCUGUCUUGUGUGUGUUUUGGUGAAUUUGGUUUUGUA
Molecule: messenger RNA, 2051 nt
Organism: Neolamprologus brichardi
Lineage: Eukaryota; Metazoa; Chordata; Actinopteri; Cichliformes; Cichlidae
Gene: ppp1r3db
Product: protein phosphatase 1, regulatory subunit 3Db
Biological process (GO): regulation of glycogen biosynthetic process
Cellular component (GO): protein phosphatase type 1 complex
Molecular function (GO): protein phosphatase 1 binding; glycogen binding
Source: RefSeq, a predicted model, not a curated record